Messenger RNA from Capsicum annuum, 1778 nucleotides. Its product is annotated as transcription factor bHLH123. The record is from RefSeq and is a predicted model, not a curated record. Gene Ontology annotation, cellular component: nucleus. The coding region runs from base 180 to 1355 and encodes 391 amino acids. Gene Ontology annotation, biological process: regulation of transcription by RNA polymerase II. Gene Ontology annotation, molecular function: DNA-binding transcription factor activity, RNA polymerase II-specific; RNA polymerase II cis-regulatory region sequence-specific DNA binding; protein dimerization activity. NCBI's taxonomy places the organism in Eukaryota, Viridiplantae, Streptophyta, Magnoliopsida, Solanales, Solanaceae. The transcript has 7 exons.
AUAUAUAUAAAUAUACCUAAAACCACAAGUGUAAAGCAAAGAGAUAGUUCUAGAAUAAGCAUCUUGAUUCAAUACCACAAAGAAAAAAAAUUAUUUUCUCUUUCUUUUAUUGUUCUUUCUAUCACUUCUUUUAUUGUUGUCGAUAUUGAAAACGUUCUUCUUUUCUUGAUUUUCGUUCCAUGGCGGACGAAUUUCAACUAGGUGGAGGAGAUUGGCGGGAAAAUAAUACAUCCACGUCAUCAAGAAGUAGGUUUGAUAGUGGUUCAUCUGGUAUGCCCAUAGCUUCCACGUCGACCACUACUACUAACUAUAGUAGUAACUGGCCGACAGAAGCUGAUCAUGAUCAUGUGGACAUCAAACCUAGGACUUUCUUGGAUUCCGUGUCGGUGUCUCGAUCUUCGAGGAGUCAUGAUGACGGUGGUGGUGGAGGAGGAGGUGGAAGCGAAGACGUUUUGUCUUCACAUGAUCCUAACUUCCAAAUUAUGAGUUUAGGUCUUACUUCUCAUCAACCACAUGAAUGGAACCACCAAUCUUUAUUGAAUUAUGAAGAUUCAUCAUCACAAAUGAGUAUUAGGGGUUUUUCAUUAGAUCAGAAUAAUUCAAUAUUUAGCCAUUCAUCAAAUUAUGAAGUAGCUGAUAAUCAUCAAGUGUUGCAUUCGUCUACGAUGAAUUCUUGGUCUAAAUUUCCUCAAUUUUUUCAAACAUCGCCACCAUCAGAACAAUCACUGUUGCUGGCACCGGCGCCGCGACGGCCUCACAGCCAGCUGCAUUUCUCAAAUAAUACUCCUUUUUGGAAUGCAAGUGCAGCUGCCAUGAAUGAUGUUCAAUCAAGUCUAUUUUCUUCUAAUUUGCAUAAUCCACAACUUCCCAAUGACACCACAACAGUUGAUGAGAAAGCAAAGAAUAUUGGAGAGGUUAAAGAUAUAAAUAAAAUUAUAUCAAAGAAAAUCAACAAUGCUGAAACUUCAAAUAAAAGAUCAAGGAAUGAAACUCCAUCUCCAUCGCCAGUGUUUAAGGUGAGAAAAGAGAAAAUGGGAGACAGAAUCACUGCACUUCAACAAUUAGUUUCACCUUUUGGAAAGACAGAUACAGCAUCUGUACUAUCAGAAGCAAUUGAGUACAUUAAGUUCCUACAUGAUCAAAUUGGUGCGUUAAGCGCCCCAUAUAUGAAAAGUGGAGCAUCGAUGCAGCAUCAUCAGCAGAACGAUAAUAAAUUCGAGGAUGCUGAAAAAGAAAGAAAUAAAGAUAUGAGAGGUCGAGGAUUAUGUUUGGUACCAAUUUCAAGUACUUUCCCAGUAACUCAUGAGACCACUGUUGAUUUUUGGACACCUACUUUUGGUUCUCCUUUUAAAUAAUUUUCGUUCACUCAUCGCAACUAUUUUCCAUCGUAAAUAUUUUCGCUGGAAAUUAACUGACCUAGGCGAAUUCAGAAUAUGAAAUUGAUGUACUCGACGCGUUGAACUGCUUGUUACUGUACUUUUGGAACUACGCGUUCAAAAGUUGGUAAGAUUUUCUGUGUUGCUUGAACUCUUCAAAAAUAUUAUUACACCCGCCCAGCCGAGUUGGAUUCCAAAAAGGAAAAAAUGAAGAGAUGAAUUUUUGAGCAUUCAACAUGUUGUCAUCGAUAUUUUUGAAGAGUCUGAGCAAUAUUGAUUUUUUAUUUAUUUAAGUUAUAUACAUCAUUAAUAUGAAAGAACUACAUUAUCAAAUUACUUUUAUCUGUUUUAUAUAAUGUAACAUGUCUUACUUUUAAGAUUAUAUAUAAAUUUAACAGUAUA